GGCUUCGCGUCAGCAGCCGCCAGCGAGCGAGGCCACGGCCGCGGGGCUGGAGGCGCUGAGCUGCGGCCCCGCCCCGCCCGGGAGAGCGGCCCCGCCCCGCCCGGGGGAGCGGCCACCUGUCCCUCUGGGGGCGCAGGUGUGGGCGGCCCCCGGCGCUGGGAGCAGGUGCGGGGCCGCGGCCGCUCGUGAGCCUCCAGCCCGGAGGACGGGCCCCGGGGGCCGGCCCGGUGCCCAGGCCCUGGGAGCCCCGGAGGACAGAGUGACAGAGGCCGGAGGAGCCGGGAAGGCCCGAGAGAGGUGGGAAGCACGGGGUUCCAGACCUUGGACAUUUCAGCCCCAAAGCAUCGGUGAAAACGUUGCUGGGCACAGAUAAAAGCAUCGCCAAGUUUUUCAACACGGCAGAGACUUAGCAGGUAGCUGGCACCUAGGGGGAAUGGAAAAACCAGGCUUUAGCAGAAUCCGAGAGCAGCUGUGUGUGUCCCAGACAGACCCAGCCGCUGGGAUGACUGGCCCCUCAGUGGAGAUCCCCCCAGCCGCCAAGCUGGGUGAGGCUUUCAUGUUUGCUGGCGGGCUGGACAUGCAGACAGACCUGUUCGCGGAGGAGGACCUGGGGGCCCCCUUUCUUCAGGGGAGGGCUCUGGAGCAGAUGGCCGUCAUCUACAAGGAGAUCCCUCUCGGGGAGCAAGGCGGGGAGCAGGACGAUUACCGGGGGGACUUUGAUCUGUGCUCCAGCCCCGUUCUGCCUCAGAACGUCCCCCCGGGAGACAGGACCCAGGACGAUGAGCCCUUCGGCCCAACCUUCCUCCAGAAAUCAGACCUGACUGUGUACCGGAUCACGGGCAGCAGGGAAGCCGCCGAUCCGCCCGCCGGGGAGGCGGUGGGCAGGGGCGACUCGGGGCUGGAGGGGUCGCCCAGGACCGCGCAGCCCGCCAAGCCCUAUGUGUGUCGGGAGUGCGGCAAGGCCUUCAGCCAGAGCUCGCACCUGCUCCGGCACCUGGUGAUUCACACCGGGGAGAAGCCAUACGAGUGCGGUGAGUGCGGCAGGGCCUUCAGCCAGAGCUCGCACCUGCUGCGGCACCAGGCCAUCCACACUGGGGAGAAGCCAUAUGAGUGCGGCGAGUGCGGCAAGGCCUUCCGGCAGAGCUCGGCCCUGGCGCAGCACGGGAAGACGCACAGCGGGAGGCGGCCGUACGCCUGCCGCGAGUGCGGCAAGGACUUCGGCCGCAGCUCCAGCCUCCGCAAGCACGAGCGCAUCCACACCGGGGAGAAGCCCUACGCGUGCCAGGAGUGCGGCAAGGCCUUCAACCAGAGCUCGGGCCUGAGCCAGCACCGCAAGAUCCACUCGCUGCAGAGGCCGCACGCCUGCGAGCUGUGCGGGAAGGCCUUCUGCCACCGCUCGCACCUGCUGCGGCACCAGCGCGUCCACACGGGCAAGAAGCCGUACGCCUGCGCGGACUGCGGCAAGGCCUUCAGCCAGAGCUCAAACCUCAUCGAGCACCGCAAGACGCACACGGGCGAGAAGCCCUACCGGUGCCACAAGUGUGGCAAGGCCUUCAGCCAGAGCUCGUCGCUCAUCGAGCACCAGCGCAUCCACACGGGCGAGAAGCCCUACGAGUGCGGCCAGUGCGGCAAGGCCUUCUGCCACAGCUCGGCGCUCAUCCAGCACCAGCGCAUCCACACGGGCCGCAAGCCCUACGUGUGCAACGAGUGCGGCAAGGCCUUCCGCCACCGCUCAGCGCUCAUCGAGCACUACAAGACACACACGCGCGAGCGGCCCUAUGAGUGCAACCGCUGUGGCAAGGCCUUCCGGGGCAGCUCGCACCUCCUCCGCCACCAGAAGGUCCACGCGGCGGACAAGCUCUAGGGUCCGCCUGGGGCGAGGGCACGCCGGCCCUGGUGCCCCUGGCCCAGUGGGUGGACCUGGGGGGCCGGCUGGACGGCGGGAUCCCCACGCCGGGUUGGAGCCGGCGCCCUGCCGGCGGUCUCUUCUCUGCUGUGACCCCGGGGGUUUGGUUUUGCCCUCUAUUAGCUUUUUCUAAAGUGCAGACGAAUACACGUCAGAGGGAUGAAGUGGGGUUAAGCCCCCGGGAGACGUCCGGCGAGCUCUAACCUCAGACACUUGCAGAAGUGAAGCGGGCUCGCAGCCCAUACAACCCAGGGAAGAUGAGUCCAAAGUCGAGGGUUGCCUUGGCCACUGCAGGGUCGCUCGGCGGUGGGGCGGAGGGGGUGCAGGAGGGCUCGGCCCGGGCUUGGGGUGGCGGGCAAGGACCCCGCACCUCUCAGCCCUCGGCCUGGGUUGGCUGAGGGCGGGCCUGGCUGUAGGCCCUCCAGCGGAGGUGGAGGCGCUGCCCAGCUCAGCCAGGCACAGGACCCUGCCACCAGGAGUAGCCCUCCGCCAGACCCAGGGUCCAGGCUGGGGCGCCAGCGGGGCCUCUGUUCUGCGGCUGGGCAGCCUGCGCCCUGUCCUCUGGGGAUGAAGGGGUUCCGGUCUGAAGGGCUGGGUUCAGGGUCCAGCUCUGGCCCCUCCUGCCUUGGUGUCCUGGAGGAAGCCCCAAGGCUCUGUUUCCCUCUCCGGGAGGUGGGGACGUUGGGAAUGCCACAUUCCCCUGGGGUGUGUGUGUGUGCAAGGCUCCCAUUCAGGCUGGGACCGGGCACUCACGAGCUUUGGCAACUGGCAAGUGAGGAUGGAGACCCAGGGUGACACCUUCUCCCCCGGCCCCCCAGCAGGGGAGACACAGGCCCGUCUGUUUCCCAAGAUGGCAGGGCCCCUCCCCCUCCAGCUUGCGCCCUGGGUGUGGUGCCUGGGGCUACAGCGCCCUGCACAGCGACCCUUUCCGGUUCCCAGGGCCAGGUCAGCUGGGCAUCCCCAGGGUGGGGCUCUGAGGGUGCCGUGUUUCCAGAGCUCCCCCUCCUCCCACCAGUAUCAGGCAGGGGCCCAGCUCCCAGGCAGCCCCCUGGCAUCGCCUAGGUGCAGGCCUGCCCACUGUGACCCAGCAAGGCUUGAAGGUGGCCAUCCCAGUUCAGUCCCCUGCCCCCGGCCCAGGAAUGGGCUCAGGCAGGGCCGCAUCUGGCUGCCCCACAAGCGUCUGUCCCUGGCCUCUGGGAGUUGGUAGCGGUCUCUGGUACUGGCCCUCGCAGGUCCCCUUAGCACCGCUUGGGGAGGAGGUGGGCUGAGCUGAUUUUGAAGUUUUGCACGGCUGUGGCCGUAGUCCCAUGAGCCGGUUAGGGUCACGCUGGUUAUUUCAGCGGAUGGGGCUCGGCUCGGCAGCUAGGAUGGUCCUGAAUAAAAAUGGGAAGGCCAGAGCUGUUCCUCCAUCAGCGGGCUUGGCAGCUGGGAAUGUUGAAAGGACAGGUCUGCUGGUCUGGGGAGACCAGCUCUGUGCAGCCCCUCUGCUGUCCGUGGGGGCACUAAAUCAGCCCCUGUGUGUGCCUGUCUGAGUGGCAGCCCGCCUGGAGGAUUGCCCGUCACUUGUGAGAACUGAGAGAAUGCUGACACCCCCGCUCGGUGCAGGGGGACAGGGCCCCCUAAGAUCUACCUCCUUGCCCCACCCCCGGGACCCCCUCAGCCUUGGCCAGGACUGUCCUUACUGGGCAGGGCAGUCAUCCACUUCCAACCUUUGCUGUCUCCUCCACGUGCCGUGCUCCCAGCCAAAUUGCUUUAUUUUUUUCCAAGCAUCACUUUGCACACGUCACCACUCUCCUUAAAACCACCCUUCUGGAGUCUCCUGCACGUAAACCGCCCGUUUCAGCCAACCUGGGUUGCCCCCCAAGCCCAGCAAGCCUGCCGAGCCCCGCCCCUCCCAGCUACUUCAUGCUCGCCUGAAGCUUCUAAACGCACACCUUCUUCCCCCCACCUCCGUCUCCUUUCUUUUCUGAUGAUUUAUGUAACAUGGCGGGUAAGACUCCUCUCCUGAAGGGUUGACAGACUCGCACAAAACCGUGGUCAGACCAGGCAAGUGCUUUUUUUCAGAAGUGUGAGCGGAACUUAGUCUUCAGUUCACGCUCUUUCCUUGUUUUCUUAUGUUCUAAGUCCUUUGACUUAGGCUCCCAGACAGCGACGUUGGAAGAGGCCGUCCUGGUAGCAUUUGAAUUGUCCUCGAGUUUCGUUGUUGGAUUUUGUUUUAUUGUCUUACGUUUUCCCUUCUUUUAGCAGACGUUGUUGACUGUCGUAAAGCCCCAGUUCUUGGUUCUGUUUACUAAUCGAAUUGUUUUGUCAAAGUACCUGUAUUCUGCUCUUUUCUUUAUCUUUUUUGUUGCCUAAUAUUAACACUUUACAUUUCUAAGAUUAAUUUUUUAGGUAAUUAAUAAUUUUUAAUAUUUCUAGUAAAUGUGGGUACUUUGUGUUUGUUUUCUUGUAGUUAGAGCUUUUUCUGCUCUAUACUGUUGAUGUCUGGCUUUUUUUUUUGCUCUUAGGAAUUUCCCUUUGACCCCAUUAUUAUUAUUUUAAUUAGUAUUUUUUAAUACUAAUUAAAAAAUUAGUAUUUUUUAAUUAACCCUAAUCCUAGCCCCAGUGAUGGCUGCUUCCGUCAUUGCUGUUACUUACUGUACUUGCUGGUGUCAGUACUUUUAAGUGUCCAUAGACAUUCUCUGAGCCUGAAUAUAUUAUCAGUUUUUAUACAGCAUUUGUGUACUCUCAAGAAAUGUGUUUUCACUCCGUCAGUUUGGUUUGUUACCUCAGUCUUUAUGUUAUUUUGCUCCAGUCCGCACUUGCUCUGACUUGUCCUCCCUUCAGGGUGUGAGGACGCCUGGCAGCCUGUGAGCAUGCCGGGGUCCGGGGUCGUGGGCCCAGGGGCCGAGCAAAGUCGUGUGGACCUGUGCACGGAUGGGCUGUUCUGGGAGGAAGCCUGUGGCCCUCGAAGGGCCUGUGGCCCCAUGGUAGUUAGGAGUGCUCGUUUACCUGGUCACACCACGGUCUGAUUUUGUGUGUUUUUCCCUGACGUGUUUCUGUUUUGCCUUGGUUUCUAUUCUGUUCUAUGAGUGCCGUUUACGCUUUGCUAGUCAUGCCGUUAUCUCGAUAGACAGGGUAUAUACGUGAUCAAGUGAUUACCGUAUUUGGAGCAGAUGUCUAUUUAACAGAGAUGAACUGAGAACCCGUGCCUUUGCACGCCUCUUUGCCUCUUCUAAUGCUUCUAGCUUCAGCUUCUCUUUUCCAAACGUCAUAAUGGAAACCCCUUGCUUUUUUUUUUUUUUAAUUUGCAUUUGCAUGAGAGUUUAUUUAGCUCGGCAUUUUAUUUUUAAAAUUUGUGUAUAUAUUUUUGCUAUAUAUCUGUAACUUAUAAACAGCAAAUUAUUGGA
Molecule: messenger RNA, 5295 nt
Organism: Bubalus bubalis (water buffalo)
Lineage: Eukaryota; Metazoa; Chordata; Mammalia; Artiodactyla; Bovidae
Gene: ZNF70
Product: zinc finger protein 70
Exons: 2
Coding region: 434-1864 (476 amino acids)
Biological process (GO): regulation of transcription by RNA polymerase II
Molecular function (GO): RNA polymerase II cis-regulatory region sequence-specific DNA binding; DNA-binding transcription factor activity, RNA polymerase II-specific
Source: RefSeq, a predicted model, not a curated record